Messenger RNA from Wasmannia auropunctata (little fire ant), 1807 nucleotides. RefSeq lists its product as uncharacterized. Lineage: Eukaryota; Metazoa; Arthropoda; Insecta; Hymenoptera; Formicidae. Bases 196 to 1485 code for a protein of 429 amino acids. The transcript has 4 exons. The record is from RefSeq and is a predicted model, not a curated record.
GCCGUAUGCAAUCUUACGUCAUUUUCACAACGUUCGAAGUAAAACGACACGUGCAGAGGGGCGUCCCCGCACUGAGCGUCGAUUCGUUCCUCUGUGAUGACCGACGGACGUCGCGUGAACGACGAAUUGGUGAGCCGUAUAUAAUAGCGAACGGGUCUGUACGAUCGUGAUCAGUGAAGUGAUAUACAACGCGCGAUGGAGAAUGGCACGUCCGACUCCCGAACCAUUAUUCGGUCUCCCGAAGACACGGCAAAAGAGUUCCAAGCUUAUUUGAGAAAAUACGAAAAAGAUGACAAGUUGGUGAUUCUGGAGGCCACGGACAGGCCAGGGUCAAAACUCGGCGACAAUUAUACGUCGGUGAUGAUCAGAACGAAACUCGUCGGUACACGCGGAGACGGAAGUCCAUAUGCCAAGACUUUUAUGACCAAGAAGAUCCUGCGUGGGGUCACCAUCAACAAAGUAAUAGACCUAACUGAUUUAUUCCGUAUGGAGUCGCAUGCCUAUACGAAAAUAUUACCUGUCCUUGGAUCUUUUGGCCCACCCUGUAUAUAUGCUGACUCGGACACUAUAAUAAUGGAAGAUUUGGCGGAGAAAGGAUACGUCAAUUGCGAGAGGCGCGAUAUGUUGGAUUUAGAUCAUACUGUCUUUGCCUUAAAGAAACUUGCCAAGUUACACGCGUCGGCUUUAGCCAUAAAGAUCAACAAUCCGCGGCUGUUCGACGAGUUGAACAGUCAUCUGGAAGAGGUAAUCUACACGGAUAAUUCCGAAACGUCGGUAAUGAGGCUAUGUACCGAAACGUGCGUGAAGACAAUAGUACAAUAUUUAGAUAUGGUAGAGCCGCGGACGCCGGAGUGGCAGAGUGUUAGAGAUCACAUGGCCAGCUAUCUUGAUAAGGCCUACGACACGAUGCAGCGGAUGUUCACCAUGCCGAAGCAAAAGUACGACACGAUCUGCCACGGUGACCCGUGGGUCAAUAAUUUGCUCUUCCUGCAUGACAACGACGGCAGGAUAAUCGAUUUGAAGAUGGUGGAUUACCAGAUAAUCAGGUAUGCCUCGCUGUCCUCGGACAUCCUCUACUUCAUAUAUAGCAGCGUGCAAACGUCGCUGAUCGAGAGGAGCUUCGAGAGCCUUCUCAAGAUCUAUCACAACGAGUUCCUCAGCGAGCUCCGUCGAUCGCACGUAGACGAGAACGUGCUCGCGGAGCUCGGGAUGGACUGGCUGAACUCGGAGCUGCGAGCUUACUCGUUUUACGGAGCGCUCAUUGGAUGCUUCUUCAUAAAUCCGCUUUUGGCGGAGGAGGAGGACGUUAAAGAAUUUGAAAAGGUCGAGUUCGGCCCGAUGAAUCCGAUGUACCAAAUAGACACAAAGUCGCCGACGGCCCACAAGAAGAUCGAUCGCGUCAAACGCGUCGCGUUUCAAUAUUACAGGCGACUUAAAUUGGGUAUUAUUAAUGACGAUAUCGAACCGAUUCCUAUUACGGGAUAGUAUAUUUGCUCGGCAUAUGAUAAUGUCUAUCGUCUAAUCAUUUGAUAUUAUCGUCUAAUAAACAACUGUAAAUUGUGGCGUUUAUGAGACAUAAAAGAAAGCAAUCGUAAUUUAAGCCCGUGUCAAUGUAGAUAGAUUACCGGUGUGUACAAAGAGAGAAAGAGUGAGUAAUUCUUAUAUUGUAUACAUCUGAAAAUAUAAUUGUUUUUAGAAAAAUAUUGAUUGAAACAUUUUUAUGGAAUAUUUCUUUUUACAAUCAUUGCUUGAAAUUUUAUACCGACUCCCAAAUGUGACAAUUAAUAUAAAGUGAAAUAACGCACAA